Molecule: messenger RNA, 3159 nt
Organism: Heterostelium album PN500
Lineage: Eukaryota; Evosea; Eumycetozoa; Acytosteliales; Acytosteliaceae
Gene: xpo7
Product: exportin 7
Exons: 14
Coding region: 1-3159 (1052 amino acids)
Biological process (GO): protein export from nucleus
Cellular component (GO): cytoplasm; nuclear pore
Molecular function (GO): nuclear export signal receptor activity
Source: RefSeq, a predicted model, not a curated record
AUGAACCAUGAACAAUUUUUAGAAGAAUUUUUUUUUUUUAAUAAACCAUUAAAUAUUUGUAGAUUAAUAUUUUAUUAUUAUUGUUAUUGUAAUCGUUUUAAAAGAAAAUCAACUAAAAAGGGGGGUUGGAGAAUGUCAAUUCAAAGUAAUGAAGACUAUGUUCGAUUCGAAGAGUUGUGUGUUGAUUCCUUUCAUAAACCAGAGGAAGCCAUCAGAAUCGAAGAGAUUCUACAACACUACUUCUUGAAUCCAAACUUUUUGGUUGAAUAUAAAAAGAUACUUCAAUACUCAAAGAACUCAUGUGUCGUUGCACAAGUCUCAAGAGGUCUCUCCAAGUGUAUCACUCAAUAUUGGAAUUCAAUUCCACCCACUCAACGGAAUGAUAUUACUGUAUUCGAGACUGGUGAAAUUCUCAUGGCAAGAAGAUACAAGAAAGACAGACUCAGAGAUAUCAUUCGAGAGUUCAACGAUCAGGCAGGCGAUCAUCUCUCACUAACACAACACCGUAACCUCUCGAUUCUCCUCAGAGAUCAAGUACUGAUGCGAUUCUACACAAUCUCACUCGAUUCUUUGAAAUUCGUAUUGUCAACCAUCGAAAAGAAUGAAAAGAUUGAUAGAAUUAGAGAAUGUGCAUUAGAUCUAAGUUUAGCAUGUCUUACAUUUGACUUUAUUAAAGCAUCGUCUAUCGAGUCGUCAGAAGAGAUUCUCACAGUUCAGAUACCGGUUGCAUGGAAACAUAUAUUUGAUGAUCUCAAUACAACCGAUCUCUACUUUAAAAUCUAUAAAACAUACUUUUCUACAAAGAGUUUAGAAUGUUUAAUAUCAGUUGCAUCUGUUAGAAAAUCAUUGUUUCAUACAGAGGAUGAGAGAGUAAAGUUCAUUACCAACAUCUUUAAGGGUACCAAAGAUAUCUUGACAAACAAUACAGGAUUCUUCAAUGAAAACAAUCAUCUCUCAUUCUGUAGAAUACUUGAGAGAAUCAAAACCAACUAUCAUUUGAAUCAAUUGGUUGCCAUCGAAGGUUACCCCGACUGGAUUCAACUAUUAUCUCAUUUUACCAUUGAAACAUUAAAGAAUCCACAAUUUUCACCAAAUAGUAUAUAUUAUUUAUUAUCGUUGUGGGCAAAGUUUGUUGCAUCUAUAUCUUAUAUCAGAGGUGAUACUACAAAAGCAUGUUUAGAUAAAUAUACACCAACUAUCAUGGAAACAUUCAUUAAUUCUAAAAUAGAAGGAUCGUCAUUCUUGGAGGAUGAAGAUGAGAAUUUAAUGGAUUUCGAUAAGAUGGUUGAAAUGUUGGAGAAUAUACCAUUCCUAGGUAGAUUAACAUACAACUUGACUGCCAAGCAAAUACUACAACUCUUUGAUAGAGCAACUCAACAGAUUGCUGUUGAAACAAACAUCGAUAAUAUUACUGUACUAGAGAGACAAUGUGCAUGGUUAGUUUAUACGAUUGGAUGUUUAAUCUUUGGUAGAACAGCUAUCAAUAGUUCAGAGGAGUACGAUACUCUCGACGGUGAUCUCUCUGCAAGAGUGUUCAAGUUGAUCGACUUUUGCGACAAGAAGAUGCAGGUUGAAUCAUUUAAGAACAACCGUGAGAGCAGAAUUGCAUUGGAGCUCUCAUUCAUCUACUUUAUGCAAAACUUUAGAAAGAUCUACAUUGGUGAAAGUACUAUCAACUCAUCAAAGAUCUAUCCUCGACUCUCUGAAUUACUAGGAAUAACUGAUCAUAAUACAAUAUUAUUCUCAAUAAUAAGAAAGAUUGGAUUCAACUUUAAAUAUUGGUGUGAUGUAGAUGAAGUUAUUAAAAGAAGUUUAGAGUUGUUUUGGGAUUCUGUAAAUGGACAUUCCACAUCAAAGAUACUAUUGAAUACAUCGAUCACUCAUGAUUUGUUAAAGAAUCACAACUCUGAGAUCUUCCCAUUCCUCGAUAAGAAUCCAAACACCAAACAUCGUACCACUCUUUACAAGGCAAUCGCCAAGUUGUUGUUCACCGACGAGAACACUCAUUUCUUUGACGAGUUUAUUCAGCCUUUCGAAGACAUCAUGAAUAAACUACAGAUGAUCCAAUCCGUUGAGAUAUUCAGACAAGAAGAGACCAAGCGAAAGAUCAUAGGUCUCAUGAGAGAUCUAAGAGGUAUCAUUACAUCUGCAAUCUCAAAGAAAUCAUAUCAACAAGUAUUUGAAUUUUUAAAUCCACAUUUCAGUGUAUUUUUAAAGAUUGUACAAAGUUUAAUAAAUUGUCCAGAGGUCAUCAAUAUACUCUUAAAGUUAUUAUCGGAAUACGUUUAUAACAAACAGACAAGAUUAAACUUUGAAUCUUCUUCACCCAAUGGCUAUGUUGUAUUCAGAGAAACAAGUAAGAUACUUGUUGCUUAUGGAACAUCGAUAUUAAAUUUACAAUGUUCAACACAAGAACUUUAUAAAUUUAAAUUAAAGGGUGUCAGUACUUUAAUGAUUAUCUUUACUAGAUCACUCACAGGAAACUACUGUAACUUUGGUGUUUUCGAGCUGUUUGGUGACAGAUCAUUCCACAGCCUACUCGAUAUCACUCUCCAAUUGCUAAACUCUAUCACUCUUGAUGAGCUAGUCAACUUCCCAAAGGUAUCAAAGAUAUACAUGGUACUCAUUGAAGCGCUCUGUCUCAAUCAUACACAAACCAUAUUGGAAUUAAACUCUACUUACUUUGGUUUAAUUAUGUAUUCAAUCUUGAAAGCAAUAGAUAAUCAAGAUAUUCAUUUAUCAAAUCAAGCAUGUGUUUCAUUAGAUAAAAUAAUAUCAAUGUGUCACUCACAAGCCAAGAAGAAGGAUUCCAAGACAUUGAAUGCAAUUCGACAACAUUUCACAGAACAUCACACUCUUCUCAAGCAACUGAUUGACAAACUAUUCUUUGUUGUCAUCUAUGAGGAUAACCUUAAUCAAUGGUCUAUCUCUAAGCCUCUAUUGGGUUGUAUUCUAUUCUCUCCAGAUUUAAAGUUCUUACAAUUGAAUCAAAACUCUAGUGAUAAGAUUGAAGUGCUCUUUACUCAAUUAAUGACUGAUAUCCACGAUAAUUUAGAGACAAAGAAUAGGGAUAAAUUCACUCAAAACGUAGCAACAUUCAGACGUGAGAUGAGAUUAUUGGGAGCCUCCGGUACAAGAUAUUUUAAAAGUAUUUUAUAA